AUGAUGGAGCUUGGUGACGUGCAAGCUCCACUUCUGAAGCAGGUGGUGGACGCCGUAAGGGACGUGGUGCAGGAAGCCAACAUAGAGUUUUCCACCACCUCCGGCUUCUCCCUCCUAGCCAUGGACUCCUCCUUCCUCGCCCUCGCCGCCUUCCUCCUCCGUCCCGACGCCUUCCAGCACUUCCGCUGCGACCGCCCCCUCACCAUGGCCGUCAACCUCAACAAAAUGGCCACCGUCCUCCGCUGCGCGGCCACCGACGACAUCGUCAAGCUCCGUUCCGACGACGAACCCAACCUCCUCACCUUCAUCUUCGAAAGCCCCACACAACACAUUAUAUCUGAGUUUGGGAUGAGUGUGAUGGUGGUAAGGCAUGACCCGUUCUUUAUUUCCGAGGAUAUUGUGUACAACGCCACUGUGAAGAUGCCUUCUUCUGAGUUUUCAAGAAUUAUCAAAGGCCUCUCUUCUAUAGGGGACACUGUUUUCAUAUCGGUUACUCAACAAGGUGUUGUCAAGUUUACCACCAAAGCAGAUUUCGUUGCCAAUAUAACUUGCACUGGGAAUAACAUCGUGGAGAGGGCUGAAGAAGACACUAUGAUAGAGAUGAAUGAGCCUGUGUCCCAGGCAUUUUCAUUGAGAUAUUUGAACUCUUUCACAAAGGCAACGCGGUUGUCUAGUACAGUCACCAUCGGUUUGUCAAUGGGCAUGCCUCUUAUGGUUGAGUAUAAGAUUGCUGAGAAGGGUUAUGUUCGCUUUUAUUUGGCUCCUAAGAUAGAAGAGGAGGAGGAGGAGGAGGUGGAUGUCCAGAACGAAGAGCAAAACCCUCAAGAUUAG
Messenger RNA from Sphenostylis stenocarpa, 831 nucleotides. Lineage: Eukaryota; Viridiplantae; Streptophyta; Magnoliopsida; Fabales; Fabaceae. The record is from the annotation of a GenBank genome assembly.